Penicillium robsamsonii is the source of this 402-nucleotide messenger RNA. RefSeq names its product signal recognition particle 14 kDa protein. The transcript has 2 exons. Gene Ontology annotation, biological process: SRP-dependent cotranslational protein targeting to membrane. Gene Ontology annotation, cellular component: signal recognition particle, endoplasmic reticulum targeting. The record is from RefSeq and is a predicted model, not a curated record. Gene Ontology annotation, molecular function: 7S RNA binding; endoplasmic reticulum signal sequence receptor activity. NCBI's taxonomy places the organism in Eukaryota, Fungi, Ascomycota, Eurotiomycetes, Eurotiales, Aspergillaceae. Bases 1 to 402 code for a protein of 133 amino acids.
AUGGCCCCACAUUUGGGACACGAGGAGUUCUUCAAAUCUCUUGCCGAACUGCUCUCCAAAACCUCUCAACAAGUCCACGGCUCGGUAAAUCUCACUCAGAAAGCUCUGGUCAAUGUGCCCGGUGCCACUACCACAAACUCCCAACCAUCUAUCCUCAUCCGAGCCACUGAUGGAAACACCAAUACGCCGAACCUCAAGAAUGAAAGCAAGGAAACCAGGAUUGCAAAGAACAAGUCUCAGAAAGUCAAGCUCUCGACUAUCGUCAGUCCUGAUGAUAUUGAGGCGUUUUACGUUCGCUAUGCCGAGGUCUGCAAGACAGGAAUGUCGGGGUUGAAGAAGAGAGAUCGCCGAGCCCGCAAGGCUAAGACCAAGGGUGGAGCUGCUAAGGUCACAAAAGCAUAG